UUCCCACCUCCAAAUUCCUCUUCCUUCACAACCCAGUAAAACCUGCAGCCAGUUGUCUCCAUGUUCUGGGCUGAGAAGAUUAUGGUCCAGAAUAUUGGCUGGGCAACAGAGGGUGAAGAGGGGAGGACUGGGUUGAAAGUGGAGUUAGGGUUGGGUUAGGGUUUGGGUUAAGGUGGGGUAGGAGGUUGGGGAGAAGAAGUGAGGGGUAUGUGGCUUUGGUCAUUUGAGAUAAGAGCAGCAGUUAUGGUAAAAGGAGAUUUUAACAACAUAAUGAUAGUAACAAUAAUAAUUAGAAUAAAGUUAUCUUAUCAUCCACUACGUUUAAUAAAAAACAGAAGUAUAAGAUAAUAAUGCUUUUGCUAUAACUAGUCAUUAUAUAUUAACAAGCUUAUUCUGAGACACAUCCAAAAUCAAGAACUGACCAAAGAGACUCUUCCUCAAGAGGAGUAAGCCUGAAGUAUACAAAUUCCUACUAAUAAUAAAAUUUUGAGCGUUCAUCAUCAAAUAUUCUUAGGAAUAGAUCAACUUGCAUAUAUCAGACAAGAAUUCUCACGUUAUAUACUCAGUUUGUUUAUAUUUAGAGAAAUAAGUAAUGAUCUAGAGAAGAAAAUGAUGCUAUCAGCCCAAAGUAAGAGUAAACUGAAGAAACAAUGGCUCAAAGCCCUCUUCCUCUAUUUCUCAGGAGGAUUUCAUGGUAGACAUAUUUUGUAUUUUGCUCCUGAUCCAUUAAAUAUUUCUCUUUCUUCAAAGAAGUGAGAAAAAU
This is a messenger RNA of Moneuplotes crassus, 763 nucleotides long. The record is from the annotation of a GenBank genome assembly. NCBI's taxonomy places the organism in Eukaryota, Ciliophora, Spirotrichea, Euplotida, Euplotidae.